AUGAAGCUUGAAGAUCAAAUCGUCCUCGUUACGGGAUCUUCCCGCGGUCUCGGACUCGCCAUCGCAAGGGCAUUCCGUGCAGAGGGCGCAAACGUCGUUCUCAAUUACUACAGCUCCGAAGAGGGUGCCGUGUCCGUGCUGGCAAAGGAGCUCGAUGCUUUUGCUUUCCGUGCCGACGUCACUCAAUUAGACGAAGUGAAAGAUCUGUUCGAGGCUGCACUGCGCCAUUUCAGAAAGCCCAUCACGACUGUUGUGAACAAUGCCAUGGUGGGCAACUUUGCUUUCAAUGGAGAUGCGAGGCCCAAAGUGGCGGAGUUGAGAUGGUCAGACUUUGACGCCCAGAUAAAAGGGUUUCUCUGCGGGACACUGAACACUACGCAGGCCGCGCUGCCUGGUUUUGAAAAUGCUGGGUUCGGUCGGAUCAUCAACAUUGGCUCCAACCUGUUCCAGAAUCCGGUUGUGCCGUACCACGAUUACACCGCAGCCAAGGGCGCGUUGCUUGCGUUUACUCGGACUUGUGCUGCGGAUCUGGGACCAAAACGUAUCACUGUGAACAUGGUAUCUGGAGGCCUCCUGCAAACGACGGACGCAAGUGCCAGUACUCCACAGGCAGUUUUCGACCAGAUCAGGGCCGUGACGCCACUCAGGAAGGUCACCACACCGGAGGACAUGGCUGGUGCUGUCUUGUUCUUCGCUAGUCCUUGGGCCGCGGCAGUGACGGGACAACAGAUUGUAGUAGACGGCGGGCUCGUCAUGAACUGA
Molecule: messenger RNA, 762 nt
Organism: Cladophialophora yegresii CBS 114405
Lineage: Eukaryota; Fungi; Ascomycota; Eurotiomycetes; Chaetothyriales; Herpotrichiellaceae
Product: 3-oxoacyl-[acyl-carrier protein] reductase
Exons: 2
Coding region: 1-762 (253 amino acids)
Source: RefSeq, a predicted model, not a curated record